This is a messenger RNA of Anopheles maculipalpis, 1618 nucleotides long. RefSeq names its product zinc finger protein 629 (gene nerfin-1). Gene Ontology annotation, molecular function: DNA-binding transcription repressor activity, RNA polymerase II-specific; RNA polymerase II cis-regulatory region sequence-specific DNA binding. The transcript has a single exon. Gene Ontology annotation, cellular component: transcription repressor complex; nucleus. Gene Ontology annotation, biological process: neuron differentiation; regulation of cell cycle process; negative regulation of transcription by RNA polymerase II. Bases 11 to 1618 code for a protein of 535 amino acids. The record is from RefSeq and is a predicted model, not a curated record. Lineage: Eukaryota; Metazoa; Arthropoda; Insecta; Diptera; Culicidae.
ACAUGCAAGGAUGGCAGCAAUCGUACAACCAUCCCAGUCCCGUCAGCCAUCCCCUGCUGGUCUCCUGACCACGGUGGCCAGUUUACCGCCCUCCUACAAACUACAGUACGGUGAUGUGGUCGGUAGGUCGGUCAUCUCCACUGCCAAAGCGCCUACGGCGACCGGUGGUGACAGUCCGCUAGAUUUGACCGUGCGCCAGGUGACGAUGGCAACGACAACGUCGGGAGGUCCAAUAACACCACCGGCAACACCAUCCCCGUUGAAAAAGCGUUACCGUGAAGACAAUCAGUUGAAUGUACUACAGCAAAAGACGGAAGAACCACACCCGAAACGGGUCAAAUCGGGAUUCGAACCCAGCGAACCGUUGAUGAUCGACGUGAGGAAGGAUUUAAUUACACCAGCAAAACCCACUGCCAAGACCGGUACCACCGACGCUACCGUUCCGAAUCCACCGAAAAGUACGAAAAAUCCUCCCGCACCGGCAGCACCGUCCGGUGGCACAAAGGAACGACGCGCCAAAGCCAUCCGGAAGCUAAAGUUCGACGAGGAAAACUCAUCGCCCGUGUCGGGCACGAUCAUUAUCUCGCUGGAGGAAGCGCUCAGCGGUGACACACCGCGCGAAUCCGGCGACAUUGAUCCACAGUUUAAUCUGGUCGAGGUGUCGGAUGAGGUGCGUGCCGAGUUGGCCGCCAUACCGAACGUGAUCGGUGGCUAUAACUGUAAGCUGUGCCGGUUGGAGUUUGAGGAUGCGUUCGGGUUGGCACAGCAUCGUUGUUCGUGUAUCGUGCUGCUUGAGUACCGGUGUCCUGAGUGUGGCAAGCGGUUUAACUGUCCGGCGAACCUUGCGUCACAUCGCCGAUGGCAUAAACCGCGCGAUCAGGUCGGAAAGAAGGCGAGUGCUGGGAAGGUGGAAACGGUGAGCAGCGAUUCGACCGAUUCGGACAGUGCCACAGGGAAGUUCCGGUGCCACCAGUGUGACAAAACGUUCAAACGGCCUGCCUACCUCAAGAAGCACCAGCUAACGCACAACAAACAGUCAAACAAGACGGUGAAGCCGGCAUCCAAGCGAGCUCGAAGUCCAAGUGUUGCUAUCGCACAAGUUCCGUACCGUGGUGAGGACUCGAACCAUUCCAACCACUCGAGCCAAUCGGUGGAAAGCAGCAGUGUUGUCACGUAUACUACCACGAUUGAAGAGUUGACUGCAGGAUCGAAGCCACCGCCACUGACAGUGUAUACCACGCUCGCCUCCAACGAUAAUGGAACGCAGGAGAUUGAGAUAGUUACAUCGGGAUUCUAUCAGGACCCGGGUACGGUGGCGUUUGGGCAGGAACGUGCCGGAUCGGUAGUGUCCUCGUCUGGACGGGGUAGUGUUGCGCUGGACCAUGAUGAUGAUGAUGAUGAUGAUCACGAUCAGGAGAGUGAUUGUGAGGAACGGACGCUGGUCAUCAACGAGGACUAUCGCGAUCACGAAGAGGACGACGAUGACGAGAUGGAGCGUCAGUACCGGUCGGCGUACUGCGAUCGUUUCACCGAGGAGGAAAAUCUGGCUGCCGCCGCCCUUGCCCGACUCCGCAACGGACCGUCCGUCAUCCGACAUACGACGGCACUGGUUGUGUAA